CAACAUCACCUAUACCUAUUUUGACCUUGAUCCAGCGAAAGCCUUCAAGAUGCAAAUCUUCGUGAAGACCCUCACAGGCAAGACCAUAACUCUGGAGGUGGAGAGUUCAGACACCAUCGACAACGUUAAGGCAAAGAUCCAGGACAAGGAAGGGAUCCCACCGGACCAACAACGUCUUAUCUUUGCCGGCAAGCAACUGGAGGAUGGACGCACUUUGGCUGAUUAUAACAUCCAGAAGGAGUCGACCCUUCACCUUGUUUUACGUCUCCGUGGUGGCAUGCAGAUAUUCGUGAAGACCCUUACCGGAAAGACAAUUACCCUUGAGGUGGAGAGCUCUGACACCAUUGAUAACGUAAAGGCUAAGAUUCAGGACAAGGAGGGUAUCCCCCCAGACCAGCAGAGGCUUAUCUUUGCCGGGAAGCAACUGGAAGAUGGCCGCACUUUGGCUGACUACAACAUCCAGAAAGAGUCGACCCUUCACCUUGUGUUGCGUCUACGUGGUGGUAUGCAGAUCUUUGUUAAGACCCUUACUGGGAAGACAAUAACUCUUGAAGUGGAGAGCUCUGACACCAUUGACAACGUCAAGGCUAAGAUUCAGGAUAAAGAAGGCAUUCCCCCAGACCAGCAGAGGUUGAUUUUCGCUGGGAAGCAGCUUGAGGAUGGCCGCACUUUGGCCGAUUACAACAUACAGAAGGAGUCUACACUUCACCUUGUGCUUCGACUGAGGGGGGGCAUGCAGAUUUUUGUGAAGACCUUGACAGGGAAAACCAUAACUCUUGAGGUGGAGAGUUCAGAUACUAUUGAUAAUGUAAAGACCAAAAUUCAGGACAAGGAAGGUAUUCCACCGGACCAGCAGAGGUUGAUCUUUGCAGGGAAGCAGUUAGAAGAUGGAAGGACCCUUGCUGACUACAACAUUCAGAAGGAGUCUACCCUUCACCUUGUGCUCCGUCUCCGUGGUGGUUUUUAAGUGCUGUUGCUCGUAAGAUUUCAAAACUUGUCUAGUAUGGGUCCCUGUUGGGCCUUCAAAUAAGUUAGAUUUUUGUGUUCUUGGGAAUUGCUUUGUACUAUCUGAAUAUCUGCAUUCUAAUAUCAAGUUUCGUGUGUCUUGACAAUCAAUGUCAA
Messenger RNA from Abrus precatorius (Indian licorice), 1122 nucleotides. RefSeq names its product polyubiquitin-like. Gene Ontology annotation, biological process: modification-dependent protein catabolic process; protein ubiquitination. Gene Ontology annotation, molecular function: protein tag activity; ubiquitin protein ligase binding. The record is from RefSeq and is a predicted model, not a curated record. Gene Ontology annotation, cellular component: nucleus; cytoplasm. NCBI's taxonomy places the organism in Eukaryota, Viridiplantae, Streptophyta, Magnoliopsida, Fabales, Fabaceae. The transcript has 2 exons. The coding region runs from base 50 to 967 and encodes 305 amino acids.